Molecule: messenger RNA, 2548 nt
Organism: Cucumis sativus (cucumber)
Lineage: Eukaryota; Viridiplantae; Streptophyta; Magnoliopsida; Cucurbitales; Cucurbitaceae
Product: calcium-dependent protein kinase 8
Exons: 9
Coding region: 333-1922 (529 amino acids)
Biological process (GO): protein autophosphorylation; peptidyl-serine phosphorylation; intracellular signal transduction
Cellular component (GO): cytoplasm; nucleus
Molecular function (GO): calcium ion binding; calmodulin binding; calcium/calmodulin-dependent protein kinase activity
Source: RefSeq, a predicted model, not a curated record
UUGGGAAAAGGAAAAAAUGGACCUCGUGGAUUGAAAAAGAGGGAGGGGGUGAGGGAGGAGGGUCUCGUUUGUCUUCCAACUUGGUUGAAUCCAGGAGGGGAGGAAGAAAAUUUUAAUUUGUGGAGGAGAAAGAAACGGAUUCUGGAACUCCAUCGAUUAAAUCCCCUUCUGCAUUCGUGAGAUUCAUCUUUCUCCUUCAGAUUUUUUAUUCAAAGCCUCCCAAUUCUCCUCUCGUCCAACUUCCCCAGCUGUUCUUCGCAAUGUCGCUGUGAUUCCUCAAUUUCAACUCAAAGUCCCAGGUUGGAGCAUUUUGACAUUUUUCGAUCUUGCUCAUGGGUAAUUGUUGUGCUACUCCUAGCACGCCUUCAGCUAAGCCUAAAGGUAAAAACAAGAAGGCCAAUCCAUUUCCUGCUAAAGAUGGCGAGAAAAAUGCGAAUGGUCAUGGUAAUAAGCUUCAGGUGUUGAGUGAUCCAACUGGUCAUAACAUUUCGGCUCAUUAUGAUCUUGGUCGGGAGCUUGGUAGAGGCGAAUUCGGUGUAACAUAUUUAUGCACAGAUACAAAUACAGGUGAAAAGUUUGCUUGUAAAUCUAUAUCAAAGAAGAAACUUAGGACUGCUGUCGAUAUUGAGGAUGUGCGAAGAGAGGUUCAAAUCAUGAAGCAUUUGCCCAAUCACCCGAAUGUCGUUAGGCUGAAGGACACUUACGAGGAUGAUCAGGCAGUUCACAUCGUGAUGGAACUAUGCGAGGGUGGGGAGUUGUUUGACCGAAUUGUUGCAAGGGGGCAUUACACAGAGCGUGCAGCGGCUGUUGUUAUGCGGACAAUUGUUGAAGUUGUUCAGGCUUGUCAUAAACAUGGAGUGAUGCAUCGUGAUCUCAAACCAGAGAAUUUUCUUUUUGCAAACAAAAAGGAAUCAUCCCCAUUGAAGGCAAUUGAUUUUGGACUGUCUAUCACUUUUAAACCAGGUGAUCUAUUCAAUGAAAUAGUAGGCAGUCCUUAUUACAUGGCCCCAGAGGUUCUGAAAAGGAAUUAUGGUCCAGAAGUUGAUGUUUGGAGCGCCGGGGUUAUCCUCUAUAUUUUACUCUGUGGCAUUCCACCAUUUUGGGCAGAAACUGAACAGGGUGUAGCACAGGCGAUUAUUCGCUCGGUUAUUGAUUUUAGGAGAGACCCAUGGCCAAGAGUCUCUGAAAAUGCAAAAGAUCUUGUAAGAAAAAUGCUUAAUCCUGAUCCCAAGCGGCGCCUUACUGCUCAGGAAGUUCUAGACCAUCCGUGGUUACAGAACGCUAAGAAGGCUCCAAAUGUUCCGUUAGGCGAGACGGUGAAAGCAAGACUCAAGCAAUUUUCUGUGAUGAACAAGCUCAAGAAACGGGCCUUAAGGGUGAUCGCUGAGCAUUUGUCGGUCGAGGAAGUAGCUGGCAUAAAGGAGGCAUUUGAUAUGAUGGACGUUGAGAAGAGAGGGAAGAUAAAUCUCGAGGAGCUGAGAAGUGGAUUACAAAAACUUGGACAACAAAUUCCAGAAGCAGAUCUUCAGAUACUGAUGGAAGCAGCUGGUGUUCAGGAUGAUGGAGCUCUCAACUACGGAGAGUUUGUUGCAGUUUCAAUCCACCUUAAAAGGAUGGCAAAUGACGAGCACCUUCAUAAAGCUUUUGCAUUCUUUGAUCAAAACCAGAGUGGUUUCAUCGAAAUUGAAGAGCUUCGAGCUGUGUUGCUAAACGAUGAAGAAACAAAUAGCGAGGAUGUUGUCAAUGCCAUUAUGCACGAUGUUGACACAGAUAAGGAUGGACGCAUAAGCUAUGAAGAGUUUGCAGCCAUGAUGAAGGCAGGAACAGAUUGGAGAAAAGCGUCAAGGCAAUAUUCACGGGAAAGAUUCAACAGCCUAAGCUUGAAGUUGUUCAGAGAAGGAUCAUUGAAACUUACUAGUUAAGGUAGAUGAACCUUCCAAAAGAUGAAAUGAUUCAACUGAUAUUUGAAGAAAGCAAAAAAAAUGGAGUAUACAAAUAUAUUUAUGUUGGGUUUUCUGCUAUUCAUUUAUGGUUUAAGAGCUAUAUGAUCAGUGGCCUAUAAUUAUUAAUAUUAUUAUCAUUUGAUAUCCAUUCCAAGUGAAACCAUUGGAUGAGGAUCAAGUUCUCAAGUGUGUGAACAUCUUCUUUCCAACUGUAUUUUUAGAGCUUUGCUUGUGUUUUUGAAGAAGCUGUAUGGAAAGGUGGAGCUGAUGGGAAUUUACCAAUUCUGGCCUUCUAUUUGUAGAAGUAGACAGAGAUAAAUCUUUCUGGGACUUCAUAUUUGCCAACCUCCCUGAAUGAUGAUGAGUUCUAACUUCAUAUUCUUGUAGAGAGAGAAAGAGAUAAAGUUCCUUAUUUUGUCCAAUCAUCGCUUUGAAUUUGAUAUACUUCUCGAUGAUGUAUACGAAAUCAGAAGACCACAAAAGAAUUCAUUUUAUGUAGAGAGAGAUUUCUGAAUUGAGAGGAUGAUAAAGAUUCGUGUUGAUUCACUUGUUUGAUUAAACUAUUUUUUCUAAUCUACAACUUAUAUAUGAAACGAUCAUGAGUA